AUGAGGAUCAUCGACCCCCAAUCCGCCGUCCUCUCCAACAUCGAGGUCCUAGCCUACCUGACAGCCAACCCGCCGCGACGACCUCCCAACCCGCCGCCCAACUCCCGCCACUGGGUUCCCAGCCCGGAUCUCCGCGACCACAAUACCGUCGUCAAGGAAAUCCACAAUUACGUCUCGCGCCUCUCCCCGCACCUUCAAUCCUACCCGCAGUAUACGCACAUCCCGCUCGCGGAACUCGAGGCGCAGGCACAGGCGCACGCCAACCUCCACAACACCAGUAACAACAACAGCAACAAAGAUACCGGCUCGGCGGCGCCCCCGACGCUCCUGCCCCCGAAACUCCUCAACAAGCCGACUCCCAUCGACCGUGCCCUCCGGGACCUCGUCACCAGGUUGAAACCCUAUGGUCUUACGAAGGUGGAAGAAGAGGGCGGUGCGGGAGAGGAGGGAGAGCAGCCGGAGGAGAUGGAGGUGGAUGAGGGGGCCACCAAUGGGGGCCAGGAUGCUGCUGGUGCUGGUGGUGAGAAUGGGGAAGCGGGUAAUGGAGAAUUGGCGGAGGAGGAUUACGGGGCUAUGGCUCUGUUGGAUACCGUUAUCGAGGAGCGGGAGGAACGGUUGAGUGAGGCGGAUGUAGCGGGGAUUCUGACUAUCAUUCGGGAGACGUUGGGAGGAGGUGCUGCGGCUGCGGCUGCGAGUUGA
Messenger RNA from Aspergillus aculeatus ATCC 16872, 699 nucleotides. RefSeq lists its product as uncharacterized. Gene Ontology annotation, cellular component: RNA polymerase III complex. The transcript is spliced from 4 exons. The record is from RefSeq and is a predicted model, not a curated record. The coding region runs from base 1 to 699 and encodes 232 amino acids. Gene Ontology annotation, biological process: transcription initiation at RNA polymerase III promoter. NCBI's taxonomy places the organism in Eukaryota, Fungi, Ascomycota, Eurotiomycetes, Eurotiales, Aspergillaceae.